AUUUCGCUGGAGACGGGCAGAGGGACGCGACCGAGGACCAGCAUGUCCCGCUUCGCCAAGAUCGAGCUCAAGGCCGACAUUCGCGUGCACCGAAAGCAGGUCCGAUGGCUCCUCCACGAGCUUCUGCACGCUGGCGAGCCUGUGACCGUGUGCUUCGAGAGCCCGCGGCUGGGCCUCGAGGUGGCCUGCCGCCCGCCCACGGUCCUUCGCGUCACCAACAUCAAUCCUGGCGCGCGUCUUGCGCUUCGCAUUGGCGACUACGUUACGGGUGUCAAUGACCGCGACUUGACCAUGGAAGGCGCCGACCAGAACGACUUCAAGGCCAUCGUGGCGGCCGCGCCGCGCCCUUUAGUUCUGCACGCGAGUCGCCUCGGUCAGCCCAAGGCCGCGCGCCAAGACGCAACGCUGUCUACGCUCCAGGCCAUCCUUGCACAGGCGAAAGCGCUCGAGAUUCAAGGCAAGGAGCUCACGAUGAAGUCGGUGCCGCUGUACCGGGCGUGCACGGACGACGAGGCAAGCCUGAUGAAGAGUACGCUGUCGUGCCAGGGCGACCUACUGGCCACCAUUGUCCGAGAGGCCAAUGCGAUGCGCGACGGGAUCCUCGCAUCCAAAGAGAUGCGGCUGCGCCACGAGCUCGACACGUGGGUCAGCGCCAAGAUGGCCGUGCACGUCGACCACGUUCACCGCAGCCUCCCCAUCGUGACCAAGUUGAUGAACAAAGUCGCAUCUGCUCGGCUCGCCGAAGCGCUCGACACGUCGUGGGCCGCCAAGUACGGCCCGGUCGAGCUCAAGUGGCUUCAGAGCAGCGAAAACCGCAUUCGAGUCCUCUUGGCGUGGUUCCUCGAAGGCCUCGGACAAGACCACGCGCAUGCAGCGGCGGUCGACACAUCCCAGCGCAUUGCGCAGCAGCUCGUGCACGACUACACGUCGCUAUGGAUGAGCAAUCUCGACGCGCCGCCGGGCAACGUUCAGAAGCUAUUUUUCGAACACGCGCGCCGGCUCAAGACGGCGGUGGCGCUGCCCAAGAACACGCAACUGCGGCAGCAGCUCAUGGCUGGACACAUCUCGCCCUCGUCGUUCUUGGCCAUGUCGGCCGACGAGCUCGCGCCGCCGCAGUUGCGCGAAGAGCGUCAAGCGUACGCGUCGCAGGCCAUGGAAAAUACGAUUCUCAAGACGCCGACGACAACCAAAGCGCUCAUCACGACCAAGAACGGCUUCAAGGAAGUCGCGACGCCCCACGCAAUCGAGUUGCCUGCCAUCGAGAGCCCGGCUGAGAUCUCAGACGCAACGUCUUCACCGAUCGCACGACCCCAGCCGCGGCCGCUUCCCUCCACCAAGCCCGUGCUGGUACCCUUGCCGUCCAAUGCGCGCGCCCUGCACGUUGUGCCGUCGCCGCGAAGCGUGCCACGUCACGUCCCGCCCAAGCCAAAGACCGCGCCGUCUCCGCAUUCCGCUGCAUCGCCGAUCCCAAGUAGCCGCCCCAAGUCGAUCGAGGAGCUUCGGCGCUUGGCGACCGAUGACGUGCGAUCCAGUAAGCGCCAGCGUGUCGACGCACCGGCGGUCAUCACGUCAAUCAACGCGCCGGACCCGUCGCGCCUGGAAGAAUUGGUGCUUGACGACCUCACAGUGCUGUCGACAACGCUGUACUUUCUGCGGGCAGUGCUCGAAAACAAGGCGGCGACCGAUAAGCGACUCGCCGAGCUUGUGAUGCGCGUCGAGAAUGCGUCGCAGUACCAAGUGGCCACGAACGUGCUGGCCAAGAUUGCGUCGACGACGGUACAUGGAGAAUACCGCGUGGAUGUCGCGAUCGGUGCAUACUACUUGCGCAUCAUGACCGCCGAGUGCCUGCCGCACAACCGAUACCCGAAAGAAGAAGUGGUCCGACACCUAAUGGCACUCACCACAAGCCUCCAUGGCCGCUGGAGCUCGCUUCUCGAUACGUUUGCCCAGCAAUUGGGCGAGCACGAAGUCAAGCGGCGUGAAAGCGCGCGCGUCCUCGCCGUCGAACACUUGAUCGAGAGCGCCCGCCAACACUUUCGACUCGAAGAGAAGCGCGUGAACGGUCUCUGUCUCUGCCUCAUUCGCGUCAACGCGACGCUUGUCGCCAAAGGCAGCGGCCGCGACGACCCGGCGGCCAAGAGAGCCGCGUGUGAAAUGCUCGGUGAGUUCCUUGUCUCUGUGCUGCUCUACCAUGCGCCGGCCAACCGCCACUACCGCAACGCACUGCAGAAAGGCCGGCGUCUGAGCCCGACUUGACGGAUGUAGGACUAGAUUUUUAAUAGAUAGGACAUUGUUGGCGUUGGCAGAUUGUCUUUUGGAUGGAACUAGCUCUUGAA
Messenger RNA from Saprolegnia diclina VS20, 2336 nucleotides. RefSeq lists its product as hypothetical. Gene Ontology annotation, molecular function: protein binding. The coding region runs from base 43 to 2256 and encodes 737 amino acids. The transcript has 3 exons. NCBI's taxonomy places the organism in Eukaryota, Oomycota, Saprolegniomycetes, Saprolegniales, Saprolegniaceae. Gene Ontology annotation, biological process: DNA-templated transcription. The record is from RefSeq and is a predicted model, not a curated record.